Messenger RNA from Danaus chrysippus (African queen), 1233 nucleotides. The record is from the annotation of a GenBank genome assembly. Lineage: Eukaryota; Metazoa; Arthropoda; Insecta; Lepidoptera; Nymphalidae.
AUGAGCGACAAAAUUUACAAAAUGAUGUUGCUAAAACGGCGUCUGUGUAAGCGAUUAGACAUUGUUGUUAUUGCUAUGCUCGCAAUAUCUUUUUACAUAUCAGUUGUAUUAUUCGGCGGCUUUAAGGGUCCAGAGAUAAUUCACGUAACAGAUUUACAUCGAUGUCCGGCCUGCUAUGGGGUCACAGUGUGCCCAGAACUAUAUUCUAAUCAAAUCACAUUAGAUUCUUCACACUGGUCUAAUAUGUUUAACGCAAAGAACAUAUAUCACGGUUACACAAAGUCCAGUAGACGAGUUAUAUUAAAAAAACUAGCUCACGAUUGGGAAUUGAAUGAAUUUGAUUCAAAACUUUGCUCAGAAUUUCGAUUGAAUAGUGAUUGCAAACCUGUGCAACUGUUAAAUAUGACGAAUAUAGAUGAUAAAGUUCUAGAUAUAGUUGAAUUUAAUAUAACAUGGCCUGAUACGGAGCCAAGGAAAGGACUGGUGUUGUGUCCUUAUGCAUUCAGCAUAUAUGACCUCCUUAAACCAGUGUUUAGUAAUAAAAAAGAUAAUUAUAAGUCUGAAAUGUUAAAUAUAUGGACCAUGCUGAGUAUAAACCCAGAACCUAUCAUAUUACAGGUUUUACCAAGAUCAAAAGGCUGGCCGGUUCCAGCAUUUGCUGGAGUCUGUGGUCGUCUAGAAGUAGUAGCCUAUGAAGGUGAACCUCUGUCUUCAUUACUACAUGUUGCGUGGCAUCGGAGACUGAAUUACGCUCAGAAGAUACUUGAGGCUGCUAUGGACUUUACUUUUAAGCAUGAAAGAUUCCGCUUCUACCUAAUGGAUUGGUCAUUAGAUAACAUCGUUGUCAACGAACGAGAUGAGAUCACAUUCGUCGAUUUAGAAGACGUGAUCAUUCUAGAUAAGCAUAUUUCACCGAAAUCAGAACUUACAGAUUGGUACAAACGCUACAAUAGGGAAUCCAUAGGGCCAGGAUUUUCAUUUUCUAUAGAGAACAUGUGUAAACAUCACUUGAGCGAUCAUAAUUUGUGGGCGGCAUGUUAUAUAUUGAUCGGUGAUGAAAAUCCCUUGUUGUAUCCUAUACCAAAAGAAGUUAACACAUCCCGACCAUACUUUGAGAGAUUAUUGUCAGCUUGCUUGAACGGUGAUGAUAGAUUUCAGACGAUACGAAAACUCCAACAUGUUAUCGAAGAAAUGCUGAAUGAUGAGAAGAUUCUACGAUCAGGAGUUAGCUGA